UGCGGCCGCCCCUGCGCCCGCCGAUGUAUGGGUGAUCGACUGCGGCGGGCGGCAGGGUGAGGGACGGCCAUAUUUGCCGGUGCGCCCGCGCGUCCACAACAAAAAGUGCGCGGGAGCCCGGCGGGCGGACGGACGGGCGCACGGCCCCGCCGCGGAGCCGCCUCGCCGCCCCCGGCCCGCCGCCCCGGCGCGGCCCCCGCGGGGGGAUGUCGUACAAGCCGAACUUGAACGCGCACAUGCCCGCCGCCGCCCUCAACGCGGCUGGGGGUGUCCACUCUCCUGCCACCAGCAUGGCAACAUCCUCUCAGUACCGCCAGCUGCUGAGUGACUAUGGGCCACCAUCCCUCGGGUACACCCAGGGAACUGGGAACAGUCAGGUGCCCCAGAGCAAAUACGCCGAGCUGCUAGCCAUCAUUGAAGAGCUGGGGAAAGAGAUCAGACCCACCUAUGCAGGGAGCAAGAGUGCGAUGGAGAGGCUGAAGCGAGGCAUCAUUCACGCCAGAGGACUGGUCCGGGAGUGCCUGGCUGAGACGGAACGGAACGCCAGAUCCUAGCUGCCUUGUUAGCUCUGAAGGUUUUCCAUCUUUUUCCAAAAUGAGAUGUUACAGCUCAUCUCCCGUUUUGUUUUCAAAAUGGUAACUCCUUUUUUUUUCCCCUCCCCUUUUCGCUUCCAUGGUUCACUAGGCUGUGAACCUACAGUCUCUAAGGCUGAGAAGAGAUUUUGCAGUUAACUAGGAUUUGCAUUUUCAGUAAUUAGGAACUACCCAGGUUUUUUGUUUGAUUGUUUUUGUUUUUCCGUUUUUUAUGCAUCGAUUUAAAAACUAUACAGAAAGUUAUCUAUCUCCUGGCAAACUGCAGUUUGCCUCCAAAAUACUAGUAUCUCAUCUUACUCUUCUCUUUUGAACACGUUUAUGUUGCCCCAGUUGUUCUUUGUCCCUUUUCGUAAGCUCAUACAACUUUGAAGAUUUGGUUUCUAACGAACACUGACAACACGCUUUCGUAGGAGCUGCCCCAGUUUGCCAUCCAGCGUAGAUUCUGCUGAACUGAACUUUUUUGCUUAAGUAUUUGCAUGACUUUUAGUGCUUUGAAGUCAGUUUAAAAAAUGCACAAGUUAUAAAUACAGAAGAAAGAGCAACCGACCAAACCUAACAAGGGCCCCCGAGAAAUUUCACAUUAAGACUGUGUGUAGAUUUCAGUUCUGCGUUUACUGUAAGUUGAUCAAAACAUUGAGAAAAAAAGAUGACUCAGACUGUUUGCAUCUUUGUAUGUAUUUAUUACUUGAUGUAAUAAAGCUUAUUUUCAUUAACA
This is a messenger RNA of Loxodonta africana (African savanna elephant), 1308 nucleotides long. RefSeq names its product cyclin dependent kinase 2 associated protein 1 (gene CDK2AP1). Bases 207 to 554 code for a protein of 115 amino acids. Gene Ontology annotation, cellular component: nucleus; cytoplasm. NCBI's taxonomy places the organism in Eukaryota, Metazoa, Chordata, Mammalia, Proboscidea, Elephantidae. The transcript is spliced from 4 exons. The record is from RefSeq and is a predicted model, not a curated record.